Messenger RNA from Cynara cardunculus var. scolymus (artichoke), 1562 nucleotides. Its product is annotated as 7-deoxyloganetin glucosyltransferase-like. The coding region runs from base 23 to 1456 and encodes 477 amino acids. NCBI's taxonomy places the organism in Eukaryota, Viridiplantae, Streptophyta, Magnoliopsida, Asterales, Asteraceae. The transcript is spliced from 2 exons. The record is from RefSeq and is a predicted model, not a curated record. Gene Ontology annotation, molecular function: UDP-glycosyltransferase activity.
CAGGGUUCAGAGUUCAGGGUUCAUGGCUAGGGAACAAGAAAAGAAGUCACAUGCAGUAUGCAUACCAGGUCCAAUACAGGGCCACAUUAACCCAAUGCUAAAACUUGCUAAAAUUCUCCAUUCCAAAGGCUUCCUCAUCACCUUCGUCAACACUGAGUUCAACCACCAACGCCUCCUCCGAUCUCGAGGCUCUAAUGCCUUAGGUAGCCUACCUUCAUUCCGCUUUGAGACCAUUCCUGAUGGCCUUCCAUGCCCGGAAAACCUUGAUGCCACCCAAGAGCUCUCGUCCCUAGCCAAAUCUCUCGAUGAAACAUGUUUUCAUCCGUUUAAAAGCGUGGUCAAGAAAGUGAGCGAUUCUUAUUCGCCAGUGACUUGCAUAGUGUCGGAUUUCCUUAUGUGCUUCACCCUCGAUGUCGCUAAGGAAUUGGGAAUUCCCGAGAUUCUUUUGUGGACGAGUGGAGCGGGUUCACUGAUUUGUUUCAGUCAAUAUCCCACUAUUUUGGAAAAGGGUUUGAUGCCCAUAAAAGAUCCUACUUGUCUCGUGAAUGGAUAUUUGGAUACAGUGUUGGAUUGUAUACCUGCCAUGAGUGGUAUACGUCUAAAAGAUAUCCCCCCUUUCAUUAGAAUGAUUUACCCUCAAGACGAAUAUAUGGUUCAAUUUUUCUGUUCACAAAUAGAGCGAGCAAAAACAGCUUCCGCCAUCAUUUUCAACACUUUUCAUGAGCUAGAGCCCGACAUUUUGGGCACGCUCUCUUCACUUUUUCCUCCUUGCUACACGAUCGGCCCUUUUGAUUUACUCGAGAACAAAAUUGCCGAUAAAUCUGUGGCAUCCAUCAAAUCAAACCUCUGGAAAGAAGAUACCGAGUGUUUAAAAUGGCUAGACUCAAAACCUGCGGUGUCAGUUAUUUACGUGAAUUUUGGUAGCAUUGUGGUAAUGCCACCUCAACAACUAAUCGAGUUUUGUUGGGGAUUAGCAAAGAGCAACUAUCCAUUCUUGUGGAUAAUACGACCAGACCUCGUGAUUGGUGACUCCGCGGUGCUGCCAUCGGAGUUUUUAACGGAGAUAAGCGAUAGAGGGUUGUUGGCUAGUUGGUGCCCCCAAGAACAAGUUCUGAAUCAUCCAUCAAUCGCGGGGUUUUUAACACAUAGUGGAUGGAACUCAACGAUUGACAGUAUUUCUAACGGAGUCCCGAUGAUUUGUUGGCCGUUUUUUGCAGAUCAACAGACGAAUUGUUGGUUGAGUUGCAACAAGUGGGGUAUCGCCUUAGAGAUGGAUAACGAUGUGAAGAGGGAUGAAGUAUCGAAGCUAGUGAUCGAGUUGAUGGACGGAGAAAAGGGAAAAGAGAUGAGGAAGAAUGCCAUUGAAUGGAAGAAGGCGGCAAAUGAGGCAUAUUCUGGUUCAUCAAUGACUAAUUUGGAGAAACUAAUUCAGCACUUGCAUGUAUCUUCAGAAUGAAUAUUUGAAUCUUCAGAAUGAAUAUUUGUAUCUUCAGAACGAUUAUUUGUAUCUCGUUGUUGUUUCAUAAUGCUAAUUAUAUGAAACACUGCUAUUUUUGGGUUAA